CACAGUGUGCUCCUCAUCCGCCGGCCAAUGCUUGCCCAAUGCGGCACCACAGCCCUUCUCUCCAGCACAGGCGACAUCAUCGCCCAACAAGCCAUCGAAAAGCGGGGCCUCAGGCGACACGACCUCCUCCGCACCGUCCGACUCACAUUCUACGGAGGCGCCCUCUUCGGCCCUGUCAUGACCUGGUGGUACCAGUUCCUUAACCGUAUCCAGUUCGUCUCGCCCACCCGCGCCAUCAUCUACUGCGUAUGGCUCGACCAGGCCGUCCUCACCCCCUUGCCGUCGGUGCCUUCUUCACGUGCAUGGCGUCCCUGUAUCCAGGCUGCAUACGUCCUGACCAUCCUCCGCAAUUGGAACGUCUUCAUGCCCACCCAGAUCAUCAACUUUGCGCUUGUCCCACAUCAUAUGCGUUUCGUCGUUGUCAGUGUCAUCAGU
Messenger RNA from Guyanagaster necrorhizus, 435 nucleotides. RefSeq lists its product as uncharacterized. The transcript has a single exon. The record is from RefSeq and is a predicted model, not a curated record. Gene Ontology annotation, cellular component: mitochondrion; membrane; cytoplasm. Lineage: Eukaryota; Fungi; Basidiomycota; Agaricomycetes; Agaricales; Physalacriaceae. The annotation marks the transcript as partial.